CAGCAGCAACACUGUCACGUAAUUUAACACAAACCGUAUGUAAAAAUGUCGCAAGCAAAAAAGGCCAAGCGACCCUCGGGCCUUUCGAAGGAUGAAACUUGGAAGAAACUUGGCUUUCUACCCGCGUUUAAGGGUGGCAAGGAUGGGGAGCCGAAGAAGUACCGGGCGCUGUGCACCCACUGUCGGAAAUGCCAGUCGAACACCAGCAUUGACAGGCUGAUUAUCCAUAGGAAGUCAUGUCUCAAGUUCCGGGAGGAUCUCACCGCAGAGUUCGGUAUUAAGUUGGAGUCUACGGAAGCCGCUCCGGCAGAACAGAGCUCUUCCGGCUCCACAAUUGACUUCACUUCGAGUAUUCUACUGGACAAACUGAUCGACGAGGAUGAUAGCAGUGCACGCAAUCAGGAAUCCAACUUGGUGAGCUACUUGACCGAUCUGGAUCAACUGGUGAUCCCGUCAUCCGACGCCAAUCGACUGCAGAAGGAUCUGAUCAAGGCGGAAACGGAGUACCUAGUGGUCAAAUCCGAGUACUUUACCAAGAUGAACGAGAUAUCCGAACUGAAACGCACCGUCACCUUGUUGGAGGCGAAAAAGACACAGCUGGAGAUCGCCAAACUGCGUGCUGAAUGCGAGUAGCCUAAGCUUUUUAAGUACACUACAUUUUAAAUUUCUUGAGAAUAUACAAAUUUAUUUAGAUAAUGAA
Molecule: messenger RNA, 700 nt
Organism: Drosophila sechellia
Lineage: Eukaryota; Metazoa; Arthropoda; Insecta; Diptera; Drosophilidae
Gene: Ibf2
Product: Insulator binding factor 2
Exons: 2
Coding region: 46-633 (195 amino acids)
Source: RefSeq, a predicted model, not a curated record